Molecule: messenger RNA, 1762 nt
Organism: Corylus avellana
Lineage: Eukaryota; Viridiplantae; Streptophyta; Magnoliopsida; Fagales; Betulaceae
Gene: TBL26
Product: TRICHOME BIREFRINGENCE-LIKE 26
Cellular component (GO): Golgi apparatus
Molecular function (GO): O-acetyltransferase activity
Source: RefSeq, a predicted model, not a curated record
ACCGUUUUGUGUGUGUUGGGACGGGAGAAAAUUAAAAACAAAACAAAAAAAUGUUAUUUUAAAUUCGUCCUCUAAUCUUUCUCUUUUCUCUCUCACCGCUCAGAGAUUUUCUUGGUCUCUUUUGACACCAAAAAUGGUGAAGGAAAUGAGGUGGGAUUCGAAGCUGUCGUCACUUCACAAACUCAAUCAUGUCUUUGUGAAGUUUGCUGUCUCAUUUCUCUUAUUGGGUCUCGCUUUUCGCCUUUUCUCCUCUGAUUCAUUCAGAAUUUCUUCAGUGGUAGAGACAGCCCCUCUUGCAGAGCAAAAUGCAGAGUCCCCUGUAGUUUCUCUUCCUAUUCAAGCGUCCGUUUCUUCUGUUGAUCCUGAAAAUGAGACCCAGACAUCUGACAACGUUGCAGCAAAAUGUGAUAUAUUUACGGGAGAUUGGAUAGCUGACCAAUCAGGUCCAGCAUACACAAAUGAGAGCUGCCACGUGAUUGAAGGUCAUCAAAAUUGUCUCAAGAACGGGCGGCCAGAUUUCGGUUACCUUUACUGGAGGUGGAAUCCGAGGGACUGUGAAUUACCCAGAUUCAAUGCUGAGAGAUUUCUACAUCUUAUGAGGAACAAGUCAUGGGCCUUUAUUGGUGAUUCCAUCUCUCGUAACCAUGUGCAGUCAUUGCUUUGCAUCCUCUCUCAGGUGGAACAAGCUGUUGAGGUCUACCACGAUGAGGAAUACCGAUCCAAACGAUGGCGCUUUCCUGCUCACAACUUCACCCUUUCAGUAAUUUGGACCCCAUUCCUCAUAAAAGCAGCUAUCUUUGAGGACAUGAAUGGAGUUUCGUUGUCGGAAGUCCAGGUUUAUCUUGAUGAACUUGAUGAACAAUGGACCGAUCAAUAUAAGGAUUUUGAUUACGCGGUAAUUGCUGGUGGAAAAUGGUUUCUCAAGACGGCAAUUUACCAUGAGAACAACACCGUCGCAGGCUGUCACUACUGCCCUGGAAAGAAUUUAACAGAGCUAGGAUUUGACUAUGCAUAUCGCAAGGCACUUCGUCUUGUUCUCAACUUUGUCACACGUAACAACCAUAAGGCGUUCGUUUUCUUGAGAACCACCACGCCGGACCACUUCGAGAACGGAGAAUGGUUCAGCGGGGGGUACUGCAAUAGAACAGUACCAUUCAAAGAGGGUGAGAUUGAUAUGAGAGAUAUAGACUCUACAAUGCGUAACAUUGAGUUGAAUGAAUUUGAGGAGGCUGCGGCCGUAGGAUCCAAAAACGGGGUGGUCUUGAAGCUAUUAGAUACAACCCGCCUUUCGGUAUUGAGGCCUGACGGGCACCCUGGACCAUACAGGCAAUUCCAACCUUUUGCAAAGGAUAAGAAUGGCGUAGUUCAGAAUGAUUGUCUACAUUGGUGCUUGCCUGGGCCAAUAGACUCUUGGAAUGAUUUGGUGAUGGAAUUGCUGGUGAAUGGUGAAGAAUACAGAUGAUCAAUUUUGUUGGCCUUGGGUUAUCUGGGUUGUCAAGAUCCUUGACUCGUUGAUUUUUGAAAAUUCAAGGGGAUUGUCUUCUUGCCGUCUGAAAAUAUCCUCUAGUUGUGUCUUCUACGGAAAUUUUUUCUCUGCAGGCUGAUUUGUAUCUGCAGCUGCAUCGACUGUUGCGGAGCGAAGUAUAAAAAGUAGGUUGUAAUCAUUUUAUUGUAUUACAGAAUUAAAUACUUUUACCAUAACUUAAAAAGUACAGUACAUAUCAUCGGAGUAAAUUGAUGUGAAUAUUUCUGGUUCGUUGAA